AAUCAGGGUUAGUGUAAAUGUAGCCCAGAGCGGUCCAGGUUGCAACCUGGACAAAGUGUAGACUGGGUCUCUCCAGGCAGCGAAAUUUUCCAUCCACCGCAGAAGACGCAGGGGACGCUGCGCACCCGCAGGUGGCGCCAGCCCCGCGGUUGACGAAGAGGCGGAGUCUGCUGCCCGCGGGCUGGCUGGGCGCGCUGGAGGGAGGCUGGAGCCCCGCGUGGAGCUGGCGCCGCCCGGCAUUCGCUGAGUCUGCAACUUAAAGUCAGGUCACACCGAGGAGCCGGUAAUUGAAGCCACACUAUUCCAUAGGACUAAUGGAAAACAGACACACUACAAAUCAAGAGCUUUGGAACAUGAAACCUGGGAGAAAUGUAGAAGAAGAUGAUUAUGUGAAUAAAGAAUCGGGAGAGACCAGCAUGCUGAAAAGACCUGAGCUUUGUUACUCUCACCAACCAACCCAUUUUGACGAAUUUGAGUGUCCCCCAGAGCUGCAGCGUAAACAAGACCUGUUUCCAAAAUGGCGCUUACCAGUUAAAGUUGCUGUUAUUGUGUCAUCUCUCACUUUUCUUUACACUCUUCUGAGGGAAAUAAUUCACCCUUUGGUUACUUCUCGCCAACAGUAUUUUUAUAGAAUUCCAAUCCUGGUCAUCAACAAAGUCUUGCCAAUGGUUUCUAUCACCCUCUUGGCACUAGUUUAUUUGCCAGGUGUGAUAGCAGCAAUUACACAGCUUCGUAAUGGAACCAAGUACAAGAAAUUUCCAUAUUGGUUGGAUAGGUGGAUGUUAGCAAGAAAACAAUUUGGACUUCUCAGUUUCUUUUUUGCCGUACUGCAUGCAAUUUAUAGUCUAUCCUAUCCAAUGAGACGAUCCUACAGAUACAAGUUGCUAAACUGGGCAUAUCAACAGGUCCAACAAAAGAGAGAGAGUUCCUGGAUUGAGCACGAUGUUUGGAGAAUGGAAAUUUAUGUGUCUCUAGGAAUUAUGGCACUUGCAAUACUGGCUCUAUUGGCUGUGACAUCUAUUCCAUCCGUGAGUGACUCUUUGACAUGGAGAGAAUUUCACUACAUUCAGAGCAAGCUAGGAAUUGUUACCCUUCUACUGGGCACAAUACAUGCAUUGGUUUUUGCCUGGAAUAAAUGGAUAGAUAUGAAGCAGUUUAUAUGGUAUACACCUCCAACUUUUAUAAUAGCUGUUUUUCUUCCAAUUAUUGUCCUGAUAUGUAAAACUGUACUAUUCCUACCAUGCCUGAGGAAGAAGAUACUAAAGAUUAGGCAUGGUUGGGAAGAUGUCACCAAGAUUAAUAAAACCGAGAUGUCUUCCCAGUUGUAAAGUGACACUUCACACUUUUUUGUUCAGUGUUGAUAUAUUUUAUCAUAAGCAUUUCAAAUUUGUAUUUGUUUAAUAAAAUGCUCACUUGGAAAUCUUAA
Messenger RNA from Erinaceus europaeus (western European hedgehog), 1426 nucleotides. RefSeq names its product STEAP family member 1 (gene STEAP1). The record is from RefSeq and is a predicted model, not a curated record. NCBI's taxonomy places the organism in Eukaryota, Metazoa, Chordata, Mammalia, Eulipotyphla, Erinaceidae. The coding region runs from base 315 to 1328 and encodes 337 amino acids. The transcript has 5 exons. Gene Ontology annotation, cellular component: plasma membrane; endosome.